Lytechinus variegatus (green sea urchin) is the source of this 2214-nucleotide messenger RNA. RefSeq names its product nephrin-like. Gene Ontology annotation, molecular function: cell adhesion molecule binding. Gene Ontology annotation, cellular component: cell-cell junction. The transcript is spliced from 8 exons. NCBI's taxonomy places the organism in Eukaryota, Metazoa, Echinodermata, Echinoidea, Temnopleuroida, Toxopneustidae. The record is from RefSeq and is a predicted model, not a curated record. Bases 1 to 2214 code for a protein of 737 amino acids. Gene Ontology annotation, biological process: cell-cell adhesion.
AUGACUUCUAGAAGGAUCAUAUUUCGUCUUCUCCCAGUCAUCUAUUUCAUUUCUAUUCUCUGCCCUAGAGGUUGCUAUGGACAAAUAAACGUUUCCAUGGUCGCAGAUGUUGAUACUAUCCCUGCAGUUGGAGGAAAUAUAAACCUUAUAUGCACCUACUCACCCAAGGCCCCCGAUCGUAGAGUAUCAUGGAAAAAUGAAAGCAACUCUGAGCUGGCAUCACUGGACUGCGAGAAUGGGAUAUGCCAGAGUACUGUCCCCAACCCUAAGAAAUUCAACGUUACAUUAGACGAAGAUGGUGCUGUGAUUCUGGCUAUACGAAAUUUGAUUGAACAUGACAGCGGAAACUACAAAUGUCUGGUGACAAGUGAUGAUAGAACUGGAUUAUCUUCUACCCAAGUGGUAGUUCUAGAGCAAGUGCCGCCAAACAAGGUGUUUGUCACUGGAGACCUGGUGAGAACUUUGGCAGCGGAUGAGACCAUGGAUGUGACCUGCAUAGCUGAAGGCGCCAGACCCCCUGCUACACUUCAGUGGAUCAUCCCGGAGUCCGUACAAGUUUCUUUUAUUACGAGACUGACCAAUGUGAUAAGAGGAAACUCGUACAUCUCUUUGCGGAAGGUGACCCUGAGUCCGUCUAGGGAUGCCCAUGGAGUGAGACUCGUUUGCAAAGUAUCACAUCCACAACUUCAUGAACCUAUUGAGACUUCAGUUCUUCUAAAAGUUCAAGCCCCUCCAACUUCCAUGGCGAUCUCCAUACCAUCAAUGCCCACAAAAAACGAUGGAUCUGGCGUUCAGAAAAUCAUCAUCUUCAAAGGCACCCUUACCAACAUCACAUGCACCAGCAAUGGGUCUCGUCCAGCUGCCAAUAUUUCAUGGACCCUGAACGCCAACGAAAUCAGCAAAGGCGUCACAUCCCAAAAUACGUCUAACCCGGUAGAUGAUAGCUUAUAUGAUACGACAAGUGUAAUGCAAAUUCAGCCUGCAAGGCGCCACCAUAAUCAGGUUCUACGCUGUCUGGCUAGGGCUGGAAAGACCCAGAUUGAAACAGAAGCGAGGUUGCUUGUUUAUGAGACCUCCGACUCUCCCGAGAUAUAUCUCCCUAAUAAACUUAUUGAAGGCAAUGUCACUAGUGUGACCUGUUCAACAGGCAAUGGAUAUCCACUACCUUUGAUCCGCUGGUAUAUAGGAUCCAGGAACAUCACCAACCAAUCUUGGCCAAAUCAAAUACCUAGUGACCAUGGAAGAGCUGACGUCAUGAGUACGCUAGAGUUUACACCAAUGAGAUCGGACAAUGGAAGGAACCUGACAUGUGAAAUUAUACAAGUGAUGACAUUUACUGUUCCACCUAGACUGUAUCAGAAAGCUCAAAAGACUCUUGACAUUCUUUAUCCACCUGUCAUUCAUGAACUUACUUUUCGGCAAUUGGUGAACGAUGUUACUUUCACUUGCCGAUCGGAUGCUAGCCCGCCUGCCUCCCAAUUCACCUGGUUUCGUAACGGGACAAGUUUGGACGCCAGCAAUGGGCACCAACAGCAACGUACUGACCAUCAUGAGGGGAAUACAACAUCCUCAAGCAAGCUAACCAUUCAACAUGUUACUACGUCUGAUCAAGGCAAAUAUAUGUGCGAAGCGUCAACUAAUCUUGGUCGUGGCAGCUCGGCUAUCAACUACACAUUUGCUUUUACUCCACAGGCACCAUCUGACCUAAUAGUACAUCAAAAGCAGACGACAUCUUCAACCAUCACUGUCGCCUGGCAACCAGGGUUCUAUGGCGGUUUCCAACAAACCCACACCCUUCAGUACUGUACAUACGAAAAUGAAGAUCCGGGUCAGAAAGUGUGCUACCACAAAGCAGACAUAAAUAGUACAAAUUAUACUAUAAGGAAUCUAAAGCCAUACACCCGUUACGAAAUCAUUUUGUGGUCUACUAACAAAGCGGGAAAUAGCAGUCAAAGGAAGAUCGUUGCUUCUACAGCACGAGUAUAUAUCACUCGUAAAACAUCGGAGGGGAUUUUGACCAUUUCGAAUACAGACCAACCCAUAGAAGAUUUUUGCUUUGUCAUCCUGCGGAAUAUGUCCGAAUGCUCCACUCUGAAUGAUACAAAGUGCAUUGACCCUGGUACUAAGGUCAACAUAGAUCCGGAUGAUAACGUAACGGUGGUGACCUUAGGCAGGGGCUUGUGCAGUGCACCUUCUUAUCCUAUCAUAGGUUAG